GACAGCUGAGCCUCUCUUUUUUGUACUGAAAGUUCCUCCCAUUUUUUUCCUCUCAUUUCAUUUACAUUAUAAAUACUAACUCCAAUUUUUUUCUGUAAUAAAUUCUCUAGUAAAGCUUAAGGUAUAGGUUCUUUUUUUUUGGUCCUAAAAUAUCAGAUAAUGGAAACUUCAAGAAAAGAUAUGAGUCAUAAGAUUUCAAGAAAGAUUGAUGAACAUGAAGAUAUUUUGGCUAUGGAGGAAUCUCAGCAUCCUCGAUCAAAGAGCAUAGAAUGGACCGAUGAGAAGCAUAGUUCGUAUCUCAAGUCAAUGGAAGCAUCCUUUGUCGAACAAUUAUACGGUUCACUAGACUUAGUUGGUUGGCAUUCCCAAAAUGACUUGUCAAAGUCUAAAUCCUUGAGGCAAAAGCAUGCCAAUCCUUUAGGCCAGUAUAAGGUGUUUCAAGAUGGUUGUUGGACCAAAAUUGACUUCGGGAAAGACGAGCCACAGCUAAAUAAAACAAAUGAAUCUGGUCGUACCGUUUUAGCAAGCCCCUGGAUUAAACAUUACAAAUCUCAAGGAACACAUCAAAGGAGAGUAAGUUCAAAUCUCCACAAGAACACUCCCUUAGUGAAACAGAAUCAAUCUCCUGCAUCUGAACUUGGUUCGUCCCAUAAAGAUUAUGUUACAGAGGUGAUGGAUCAAAACUUUGUUGAUGAAGAUAUCGAAGAAGGAAAGUCUAGCAGCAGGGAGCACAGCACAAAGCGGACAAAAAUUUCAUUACAUGCUGGUACGAGCAGCGAUCGAGUAGUUCCAUUUCGCGCGUUCUCAAUGACUGAUGAUCAUAUUGCGGAUCUUCUGGAUUCAACGGGGUAAGUCUUUGAGUUUCAGAACUGUGAUGACACUAACCUCUCUAACCAAGAACGACGAAUGGAACUUGAAAGAAGAGCAUUUCCCUUUUUUCGGACUUUAGGAGUAUUAAUGUACUGUUAAAAUGAUUCUGAAGUAAGCAUUUUGGUGGUUGGGAUUGGAUUGAGGUGUACUUUUCUUUAAUAGUUACAUCAAGAAUGUCUGGCAUUGGCAUCUUUAGAAUUAUUUAGGUUCCAACUUUUUACCUGAAGAACAAGCUGGCUAUCAGGUGGCUAGCAGGCUAGGAAUCGCGUUUCAAAGCGUUGCAAUAGGUUGAUCAACAUUUUGCUAUUUUGGACAAGAUUAGUGUU
Messenger RNA from Nicotiana attenuata, 1196 nucleotides. RefSeq lists its product as uncharacterized. The coding region runs from base 160 to 852 and encodes 230 amino acids. NCBI's taxonomy places the organism in Eukaryota, Viridiplantae, Streptophyta, Magnoliopsida, Solanales, Solanaceae. The record is from RefSeq and is a predicted model, not a curated record. The transcript is spliced from 5 exons. Gene Ontology annotation, biological process: regulation of circadian rhythm; response to cold.